Molecule: messenger RNA, 2717 nt
Organism: Parasteatoda tepidariorum (common house spider)
Lineage: Eukaryota; Metazoa; Arthropoda; Arachnida; Araneae; Theridiidae
Product: hook microtubule tethering protein
Biological process (GO): cytoplasmic microtubule organization; cytoskeleton-dependent intracellular transport
Cellular component (GO): centrosome; cytoplasm
Molecular function (GO): microtubule binding; dynein light intermediate chain binding
Source: RefSeq, a predicted model, not a curated record
GAAAUGUGAAACCGGAAGCGCUAAUUAUAAACAAACCUGGAAGAAAACUUGUAUCAUCACAAAUUGUUUACAUGUUUAAUUUAAUAAAUUUCAUUUCGUUGCUUUGUAUUCUUCAGUGUAUAUAAUGGCAGGAUUAGUGGGGAGUCUAAUUAAUUGGGUUCGAACUUUUAAUAUUGAAGGAAUACCAACAACAGCUGAACAUUUUACUGAUGGAGUUAUUAUUUCAAAAGUUCUUAAUAAUAUCGAUCAAGAAUUUUUUGAUGAUGGUUGGCUUGCAAAAAUAAAGACUGAUGCUGGCUCUAAUUGGCGCUUAAAAGUGAGCAACUUGAAAAAAGUGCUAAAAGGAGUUUUGGACUACUACAAUGAGAUCCUUGGGCAACAAAUUACAGGCUUUCGAAUGCCAGAUGUUACAGCUAUUGGCGAAAAAAAUGAUUCUGAAGAACUUGGGCGACUUUUACAACUAGUUCUAGGCAUAGCUGUUAAUUGUGAGCGCAAAUAUGAAUACAUUCAGGCUAUUAUGGACUUGGAAACUGAUAUUCAGCAUCAUGUUAUGAAUUCUAUUCAAGAGCUGAUGACAAAAGAUAUUCCUGCUGUUGAUUUACAAGACACAUUUACUAAUUUACGUGAUGAAGUAAAAAACCUCACUGAAGAUUUGCAUUCUACUAAAGAAUCAAAAGAACAAAUUACUCAGCGUUGUCAUGAACUUGAUAUGCAAGUUGCUGUUCUUCUAGAAGAAAAGAACAAUUUAUUGUUAGAAAAUGAGAAACUCUUAGAGAGAUUAAACCACAUUGAGAGUUUUGAAGAUCCCAGUACUUUGGCUGGAAAACGAUUCCAUCAAAUGCAACAGAAGCAUGAGUUACUUCAAGAUGAGCUCUUUAAAAUUGAGACAGUUAGAGAUGAAUUAAAAGGUAAAGUUGAAGUACAGCGUAAGGAAAUAAUAGAUCUACAGCAAAAGAAUGAAGAACUCCAGAAACUAGCUGAGGAGUCUCAAGCUAUGAAAGAUGAACUAGACGUUCUUCGUCAUAUUUCCGAUAAAGUUAAUGUCUAUGAAGCUACUAUAGAAUCUUACAAGAAAAAACUAGAGGAUAUGGGUGAUCUCAAACGGCAAGUAAAAUUACUGGAAACUAAAAAUACUCAGUAUAUGCAACAAUGUAUGGAACAAGAGGAAGAAUUGAAGAAAACAUUAUUAAUGAAAUCUCAAAUAGAUAUGUAUAAGAAACAAGUGCAAGAGCUUCAGUUUAAUCUUUCUGAAGAAACUAAGCGUGCAGACAAAGCAGAAUUUGAAACUAAGCGAGCACAUGAGAAGCUAUCAUCAAUUCAACAGGAGAAAGAGAGACUUGUGAUAGAGAGGGAUUCUUUGAAAGAAAGUUUGGAAGAAUUAAGGUGCAUGCAGUUACAAAAAGAAAGUGCCAGUGAUAAUGCUGGUAAUGAGGCUUCCAUCAGUGACAAUGAAUUAUUAGAUGCAGUACCCCCCGAGAUCAGAGAAAAACUUAUCAGACUGCAACAUGAAAAUAAAAUGUUGAAAAUAAAUGAAGGGGCAACAGUUGAUAAACAACUAACUAUUGUACAAAGUCUUUUAGAUGAUGCAAGAUCCAGAAUUAAUGAACUUGAAACUGAUAAUAGGUUAGCUAACCGCCGUAUUAUGGAGCUUGAAGGUCAAAUUGAAGAUCUUCAUACCAAUCAAUCAGCUGUCAACAUUCAAGAAGGAUCUGAUCUUAAGCAAAAAUUAUCCUCAGCCAUGAAAAGACAAAAAGAAGCUGAUGUUGAAAUACAGAACUAUAAUGUUACAAUUGAAUCGCUAGAAAGUCAAGUUGAAGCUUCAGUACGAAAAAAUCAACAGUUACAGGACAUAUUAAAUCACAAAGAUGAAGAAAUUAGAGCCAUGGAAGAGAGGUAUAGGAAAUAUCUCGAAAAAGCAAAGAAUGUUAUAAAAACAUUGGAUCCCAAGAAGAAUCCUUAUUCCCAUCUUGACAUUGUUUCAUUGAAAACUCAACUUUUAGAAAAAGAAAAAAUCAUAGCUAAUUUGGAGAAAGAGGCAGAUAAAGCAAGGGCACUUCAAGAUAUGGAAGAUAAAUUGAUAACAACUGCAUUUUAUAACUUAGGAGCUCAGUUGCAAAAACGAGUUGCAGAAGAGAGACUUACUCAAGCAAGAAACAACCACACAUUUUUGUCUCGACAAAGACAAGUAACAACUAGAUGGACAAAUUUAAAUUCUCAAGGAAGCUACUCAUAAAUUUCAAACCACAAGUUUGAAAUUUGAAAUGCUGUUUUGAAGACUUGACGACUAGUUUUAAGAAAGCAUUUUUUAGUAUUAUUUUUUGUAUUUUAUUAAUCUAUACAAUUUGUUGACCGGUGUGGUAAUGUUAAUGUGGAUCAUUAACACAUUACUGUUUUUAAAAUGUAGCAUAAAUGUUGUCUUUCAAAUUUGAAACUUGGUUGAGAUUUUUUAUGGAAAUUGUACAUAUAUAUAAUAUACUUAAGGAAUGAAUUUAUUGUAUUUAAUAAUAUUGUGGAAUGUGUUUAAUAAUUUUUAAGUUGUUUUAAGAUAAAUCAUUCAUCUAGUAGUAAAAAGAGUAAAUAACUCAAUCUAGAUACUUUUUAUAAAGGAGACACAUUGUUAAUAAUUCUCUGUCUCUUCAAAAUAAUUUAUAUUCCAUUAAUUUAUAUGAAAAAUGUUAAUAUUUGCAGCUGUGAUGAAAUAUUAAAUUUAUUCUUUA